GGAAGCGGAAGUGCGCGGCGGGCUGCGGCUGGCCGAGGGCGGAGCGGCGCGUCCGUGGCUGUGCUGGCGCAUCUCUAGACUCAGCCAGGACGUACGUGGAAGCCCGAGGUUGGGCCUAGUCGAGAGGAGGGCCCAGAAGAGCCUGGUUGAAAUCUGGUCCAGGAGAGCAUCGUGGGUGGAGGUCCUCUGAAGCCUGGAGACCGAGCCAGGGGGCAGCCAUGCCUGCUUCACAUAUUCACCUGGAAGGUGCGUGGGGAGGCAGAGAUGCCGUGGAGGAGGCCACGGGAGGACCUCGCUGAGGGCCCAGGCCCCGCCAGCAUGUUCCAGUGGAAGAGACAUUAUCUAAGAUUUGGACAUGAAGCCAGGGAAAAAGAGGACUGCAUGUUUUUGUUUUGUCGCUGUCACAUGGGCCACUGUUCAACAGAGUCACCACCAGCUGUUCAGUCUUCUCACCAAGUUAGCUCGCUGCCUUUGCUGGUUCCUCUUGAUUAGAGCGCAGACGCUGAUGAUCCUUUCCAGGAGUUCAGUUAUGGGCGUGAGAGGUUUGCAGGGGUUCGUGGGCAGCACCUGCCCACAUAUAUGUACAGUAGUGAACUUCAAAGAAUUGGCGGAGCACCACCGAAACCAGCACCCCGGCUGUACGCCGACCAUAGUGGUUGAUGCCAUGUGUUGUCUCAGAUACUGGUAUACUCCUGAAUCUUGGAUCUGCGGUGGCCAGUGGCGGGAAUAUUUUUCUUCUUUGCGGGAUUUUGUUAAGACUUUUACCACUGUUGGCAUCAAGUUGAUAUUCUUCUUUGAUGGCAUGGUAGAGCAGGAGAAGAGAGAUGAAUGGGUAAAACGAAGACUCAAGAACAAUAGGGAAAUUUCCAGGAUUUUCCAUUAUAUCAAAUCGCACAAGGAGCAACCGGGCAGAAACAUGUUCUUCAUCCCAUCGGGGCUGGCCAUCUUUACACGAUUUGCUUUGAAGGCCUUGGGUCAGGAAACUCUGUGUUCCUUACAGGAGGCCGACUAUGAGGUGGCAUCUUACGGCUUCCAGAAUAACUGUCUUGGGAUUCUUGGAGAAGACACUGACUACUUGAUUUAUGAUACUUGUCCCUACUUUUCAAUUGGUGAUCUCUGCCUGGAGAGUCUCAGUACUGUCAUGCUCUGUAGAAAGAAGCUCUGUGAGAGUCUGAAUAUCAACGUGGCAGACCUUCCUCUUCUGGCCUGCCUACUUGGCAAUGACAUAAUCCCAGAGGGCAUGUUUGAGAGCUUUCGGUACAAGUGCUUGUCUUCCUAUACCUCUGUAAAGGAGAAUUUUGACAAAAAAGGUAACAUUAUCUUAGCUGUUGCAGACCAUAUAUCUAAAGUUCUUCACUCGCAUCAAGGUGAGAAAAAGCUAGAAGACAUGUUACCUUUGGGACCAAACAAAGCUCUUUUUUAUAAGGGUGUGGCAUCAUAUCUUUUGCCAGGACAGAAAUCUCCAUGGUUUUUCCAAAAACCCAAGAGUUUAAUAUCUUUGGGCAAGCAGGUGGUAUCGAUGAGUUCAGACCCUGAAUGCAAGCAAGGAGUUCCAAUGUGUAUAGACUAUGGAUCCCAGCAAGGACUUCCCAUGUGUACAGAUCCUGAAUCCAACCAGGGAUUUACAGAUCCUGAAUCCAACCAGGGAUUUCCCAUGUGUACACCUCCUAAAUCCAAUCAAGGAAUUCCCAUGUGUACCCCUCCUGAAUCCAAGCAAGCAGUUCCCAUGUGCACCGACCCUGAAUCCAAGCAAGAAGUUCCCAUGUGCACAGACCCUGAAUCCAAGCAAGAAGUUCCCAUGUGCACAGACCCUGAAUCCAAGCAAGAAGUUCCCAUGUGCACAGAACCUGAAUCCAAGCAAGAAGUCCCCAUGUGUACACCUCCUGAAUCCAGGCAAGGAGUUCCUAUGUGCACAGACCCUGAAUCUAGGCAAGGAGUUCCUGUGUGCACAGACCCUGAAUCCAGGCAAGGAGUUCCUAUGUGCACAGACCCUGAAUCCAGGCAAGGAGUCUCCAUGUGCACAGACCCUGAAUCCAAGCAAGGAGUCCCCAUGUAUACAGACCCUGAAUUUAAGCAAGGAAUCCCCAUGUAUACAGAUCCUGAAUUUAAGCAAGGAGUCCCCAUGUGUACAGAUUCUAAAUCCAAGCAAGGAAUUCCCAUUUAUAUAGAUCCUGAAUCCAAGCAAGGAGUUCCCAUGUGCACAGACCCUGAAAUCAAGCAAAAAUUACCUCCAGGGGCAGACCCUGAAUUUAAGCUAGAAGCACUCAUGUGUACAAACCCUGCAAUUAAAGAAGACCUCGUGAAUAUGGAGCCUGAAGUCAAACAAGUAACCCUGGUUUCAGACCCUGACAUACUAAAGGUUGCUAGAGCAGAUCACGUCCAGGCCGAGAGCUACCUGGUGUACAACAUCAUGAGCAGCGGGGAGAUUGAAUGCAGUAACACGCUGGAGGACGCCCUCGACCAAGCCCUGCCCAGCCAGGCUUUCGUCUACCGCCCGGUGCGGCAGCGCGUUUACUCCCUCCUGCUGGGGGACGGCGGAGAUGGCGCCGGCACCUGCCCCACCGUCAAGGAGUGGUUCGUGUACUCUGGGAACCCACUGAGGCACCCGGACCUCGUCAGGCCUCUGCAGAUGAACAUUCCAGGAGGAACACCUAAUUUGAAAUUACUGUGGCUGAACCAAGAGCCAGGGACACAAGCCCGGCGCGUGGAGGCCCUGCUCGGCUGUUUCGACCUUUCGUCGUCCAGAGAAGAGCUGCAGGCGGUGGAGAACCCAUUUAGGGCACUGUGCUGCCUGCUGACCUACCUGUUCGUGCAGGUGGACACUCUUUGCCUGGAGGAUCUGCAUGCUUUCAUUGCUCAGGCCUUGUGCCUCCAAGGAAAGUCCACGGUGCAGCUCGUCGACCUACAGCUUGACUACAUUGACUCCCGAGCGGUGCAGCUGGGCUCCCUGCUGGUGCGCGGCCUCACCACCCUGGUCCUGGUCAACAGCGCGUGCGGCUUCCCCUGGAGGACGAGUGACUUCAUGCCCUGGAACGUAUUCGACGGGAAGCUCUUUCAUCAGAAGUACCUGCAGUCGGAGAAGGGGUACGCGGUGGAGGCUCUCGUGGAGCACAACAGGUCCCGGCUCACCAGGUUCCACGCGCUCAAGUCGGUCGUGUGCAAGGCGUGCGCAAAGGAGAACAGGCGCAUCGUGAGCCGGCAGCACUGGCGCUCGCACCAGCCAGGCCGCUGGGGGAGGCAGGGAUCUGGCUCCCACAGGACGAGCUCUGGCUGCAGCCGGGCAGACCCAGGACAGCACUGGAGGGACUCGGGACCAGGAAGUAGACAGUAUGAGCCUGACCACUGGAGAAGAUACUCCUCCUCCUCUGGUUGCUAAACUUUAAAAGAAUUCAGAUGUUGACUCCUGGCAUGGGGCCCGGCUCACUUGGUGUGCAGGCGAGUUUGCCUCCUUCAGAGCAAGCGUGGAGAGCAGGAGGUGCGCAGUCCAGCCUGACCGCCCCGUACGCCCCUCUUAGGAGCGAGGCACCCAGAGCAGCAUUGCAGCCUCGUCCCUGUGAGGUCCAGACCUCGCCUCGUGAAAAAGAAGAACAUCCUUUCUGGUGACUUCUCCCUCAUACCAUAUAGAAUGCUCUGUUGACUUAUUUUCAGAGGUUGUCCUUGAUUCUGUGCCCCGAACGCUUGUAAGCAUCUUCCCCCUAAUCUCUUCAUCUGUGUUUAUGAGGGACAGUUGAUUUUUCUUCAGUGAGUUGGAAUCUUACUACAUCCUGCUUUUGAAAAAACUUAACACUGGAUUGCAAAGAUUGUAAGGAUUGCAGACGUGGUGCCCCGUGGCUGUAUGAUAGUCCAAGAAUUGUUUCUAGUUACAAACACAGAAAAAGAGGUAACAGCCUUCUUGUGGCCUUCCUGGCGGGAGAGCCAGCUCUGCGUGGGGGGCCUGGCCCUGCCUGGGAGUCCUCGAGGCGUGCGUGUGGCCCACGGGCUGUUCCUGCCCGACCUUCCUUUCCGUUUUACUUUUGCCGAGCUCCCGCUCCGAGCUCCUGACAGCAGAGCGUGAGAGGCAGGCCUGGGUCCCAGCCCACAGACAGCCUCAGGCCGGCCUGCAGGGGCGUGCGGGGCAGAGGCCGUAGCUCAGUGGCAGGAAGCUCAGUUUAUGAUGCCACUAACGGUGAGCACUGAACGGCUCUUGUCUUUAAAAAAUGUUCCGGAUACAUCCAAGCUCUUGGAAGAAUUCUUAGACAAUUGAAAUUUCAAGAAUUGUAAUUGUACUGAGCUCAACUUCUGGGGUAUUGACUAUGGAAAGAAAUCUAUAUUUAGAGGGUAGAAGGCAGACCCUGCGUUAGCGGCCUGUUCGCACCACACGCCCUGGCUCUGGAGGCUCCGCACACGCUCAGAGAGGGCUCACACGUGUGCCUGGAAGACACGCCCAUUGUUGCUGUCUGUAAAAACCAAACGAGCCCUGAGCGUAUUCGCAGUCCAGUCCGUAUACUGCGUUUGAUGAAUUACCCUGACAGCUCAAGUGUGCGGAGCUCCUGGCUUUGUCUGACCUUAGAAUCCCAUCUAGUAUUUGCCAAAACAGGGAUACGGUCUCCAGCUGCUCUACUUGCAGGUCUUAAUUUGAAACAUCCUCACCACUUCCUACAAGUCCUUCUGAAGGACAUUUGCAUAUCUCGUUCCUUCCCCCUGUGAGUCUUGUAGGACCUCAACCUGAUUUCCCAUCGUUAGAAAUAGAUUUGUCUCCUUCCACUUACGGAGUUUCCUGUCUGAAUAUUAACAUUCUCUUCCUUUCGUUUCUGGUCAUUUGAGACCACGGUUGCUUCUAGAAAUUUCAUUUCUUUACUGCUUAUUUUUAUAACUUUGAAAUAAAUUUCUCAUCCCUUAGACUAAAAGAGCAGACCCCCAUGAAAAUUGUUUUCCCCCUUUAUAAUAUCUGAACUCUAACUUGUCAGUAAAGUGUUUGUGGUCAUUAGCAAGCUUCAGCACAUCAUUGGGUUUGUACGGUCUCUCUCAUGUUUGGAAAGCCAGUGCAGGAAGUUCCUGUGAUCUUGUUGUCAUGUAAGUUAGUUACCCUGCAGCCUAGUCUGCUGAUAAAAUGUCCAUGAAUUAAUUUAAAAAUGAAAAUAAAACUAUAUUUAUCACUCAUAA
This is a messenger RNA of Canis lupus familiaris (dog), 5142 nucleotides long. RefSeq names its product family with sequence similarity 120B (gene FAM120B). Gene Ontology annotation, cellular component: nucleus. Lineage: Eukaryota; Metazoa; Chordata; Mammalia; Carnivora; Canidae. The transcript has 13 exons. The record is from RefSeq and is a predicted model, not a curated record. The coding region runs from base 356 to 3376 and encodes 1006 amino acids.